UCAUUUGCAAGCCCAGUGGAUUUGCUAUAUGCACACACAACUAAGUUUCAUAACAAAACAAGGCCGUUGCGCUAUAGUUUUUUUUUAAUCCAUUUUGAGCACACACGGUUUCCCGCGGAUGCUGUCCUAUGUGCUUUAAAUAUAUCUUUAGUCUUUUCUCUCUCCGAAAGCUCCGGGAUAUGUCGACAGGCGGAGGCGUUUCUUCUUCCACCCAAAGCCUCCCCAAGUUGGGAUCCCACUGACGCGCUAUGACAUGAAGCAGGAACACACUUGUGGACGUCACUGAAGUUGCCAAUAGGAGGACGACUCCAUUGAAUUUUCCCACUGAACUGAUCUCUAACGAGCCACCUCGCUAAGGCAACACAGGCCUGCUGUUAUCUCUUGACACCUGUGAAACACUACUGCAAUCAUGCAGACCUCAUCGCUCCGCCGGCAAAUGAAAAACAUGGUCAACAACUACACGGAGGCCGAGAUCAAGGUCCGAGAGGCCACCUCCAAUGAUCCCUGGGGUCCUCCCAGCUCGCUCAUGUCUGAAAUUGCAGACCUGACCUUCAAUGUACUUGCUUUCACUGAGGUCAUGGGUAUGAUCUGGAAGCGGCUCAACGAUCACGGUAAAAACUGGCGGCAUGUUUAUAAGGCACUGACCCUGCUGGACUACCUGAUCAAAACAGGCUCUGAGCGUGUGGCCAAUGAGUGCCGGGAGAACAUAUACACCAUCCAGACGCUGAGAGACUUCCAGUACAUAGAUCGAGAUGGACGUGACCAAGGUGUCAAUGUCCGGGAGAAGGCCAAGCACCUGGUGGCUCUGCUGAGGAACGAGGAAAAGCUGAAGAAGGAGAGGAGUCAGGCACUAAAAACUAAGACGCGCAUGACGGGGGUCACCAGCAGCUUAGGCUCUGGAUCCCUGCCUCCUCCAUACCCGGGACGUCGCACUAGCCAGCCCAGCUCGGCCAGGGUCCACGGAGAUGAGUUUGGCACGUGCAGAGGCUCCCCAUCCUCCUUUCACUCCCCCUCUUCCUCUCCUCGAGUUGCUCCAGACUUGGAGCAAGCUCGGCCCACGACAAGCGGAGAAGAGGAGCUGCAGCUGCAGCUGGCCCUGGCUAUGAGCCGAGAAGAAAGUGAAAAGCCACCUCCUACAGUGGAUAUCGAUGAACAGACCCAGCUCCAGAUCGCUAUGACUCUCAGCAAGGAGGAGGCCCAUAAGCCAGUCCAACGUGCACCUCCCGCAGUGGAUAUGGAUGAGGAAACCCAGCUCCAGUUAGCCCUGAGCCUGAGCAAGGAGGAGCACCAGCAGGAACAACUCAGUCGCCAAGGGGACGAGUCAAUGCUCCAGAAAGCUCUGGAGGAGAGCAAACUUGAGAUGGAUUCUAAAGGCGGGACCGCCUUCAUGGACCUGGUAGAUGUUUUUGCAGUGCCCUCAGAUCCGCCUCCGGGCAACCAACAAUGGAAUAAUGCCCCACACCAGGCAGCUGCUUGUCUGGGGGUCGCAGAGCACUGGGACACCCUGGAAGGCAGCACCAACACCUCGAGAGCGGAUCCUCCCUGGAUGGCACCGCCACCUUCCAUCAGCCCUCCUCCACCGUGGGAGCCCCCACUCGAACACUGGGAUGACUCGGGGCAGCACAGUGUCUCCAACCUCAACGCCACAGGCCGCGUGUGGGCCUUCCCUGCUGACACAGCCUCCCCAGGAGCUGAUCCUUUUUCAGCCCCAUCAGAAAGAGCAGCACUCAAGAGAGCUGUCAAGAAACCGUCUUCCCGAACUGGAAGCCCCUCAGAUGGAGAUCUGUUUGAUGAGGCCAUGGAUGGAGGUCAGAUGAAUGUAAAUGGGCGAGGGGGGGGCAGCCCUGAGCUAUUUGACCUGUAUCGUCUUGGAGAAAGCCUGACUGCCCCCAGCCCUCGAACAUGCCGGACACCUGAGGCCUUCCUGGACCCCACAGCGGCUUCCUUGGUAAACCUGGACACUUUGAUCCCAGCAAAUCCUCCACCCAAGACAAAGAACCCCUUUCUAUCAGGCCUGAGUGCUCCUUCACCCACCAAUCCAUUCCAAGCUGAGCAGCCCAAACUAACUUUGAAUCAAAUGGGCUCCACCUCUUUGGCUCCCCACGCUACUACUCUUCCAUACAGUGCCUCCUUGCCCCUGCCUAUGAGCCACCAGCCUGCCAGCCUCCCUUCAUCACUUACUCACCCCACCCAGCCCGGUCUGGGCCUGCCAGGGAACCUCCCUGAGCCAUUGUUGCCCUUCUCUUCAACCAGCACAGAUGGGUCACAAGCUGCAGAGAGCAGUCAGAACCCUUUCUUAUGAGGACCAACUAAAUUGGAGAAUAAGGGGAAUGCCAUUAGGUUAUGCUCUUGAAAUAUAACUGGCAUAACCCGCAGGCCCAAGGACAAGGAAGAAAACCCUAUUCUUAGCUGUUUUUAUAUUGUGGUAUAAUACAGUAAUCCUUAGAUUGAUGCAAGCUGGUUCUGCUUUUCACUGCAAUAGUCUGUCCUGCUGUUCUUGUCAGUAAUGCAGAAACAGGGCACAAAACAGAUAACACCUUUAUAACAGAGACUAUUACAGUAGUGUCAUGUAAAACUUCUUUCAACCAUAGCCUAUUGCGAAUAGACUUCAGAUGCAAAUGUACACAAAAGCACAGUUUGAUAAUAUUUUGUUGUUACUUCACUUAGCCAUAACAAGGCAAAUGUAUUACAAGCUUUUCAAGUAGUCAAUAAGUCUUCUGCACUCUCAACUGUUUGUGUGAUUGGCUUAGCUGGCCACUGCUGCUGUCAUAUACUGCUCCAGAGAAAAACUGAUUUCCGAUAAGAGGCUACAGUAGGGGACAUGUCCAGUUCUUGAAAUGUUGCUGCAUCAUGCAACAUGGAUAACUUAGGGAGGUUUCUGUUGGACCAGAACUGAAGAGAAGCAUUGGUGUAUACGUGAUUUCAAAAUAGUCAAAUAAAUUGCUGGGGUUAACUGAAUGAAGUUAAAGUUGGGGAGGACUGUAAGUGCGUCUGAAUUUAUUAUACACAAGGCGACAUUAGAAAAUGUAUGAAUCCUGAGUUUUAUUCAUUGCUUGUGAACCACAGACUCAUCAAAUAUAAGGGUAUAAUUACAAUGCUGCUUCAUUCUUCA
Messenger RNA from Micropterus dolomieu (smallmouth bass), 3112 nucleotides. It is a transcript of the gene epn3a, whose product is annotated as epsin 3a. Gene Ontology annotation, molecular function: clathrin binding; phospholipid binding. NCBI's taxonomy places the organism in Eukaryota, Metazoa, Chordata, Actinopteri, Centrarchiformes, Centrarchidae. Gene Ontology annotation, biological process: endocytosis. Gene Ontology annotation, cellular component: plasma membrane; endosome; clathrin vesicle coat. Bases 410 to 2302 code for a protein of 630 amino acids. The transcript has 11 exons. The record is from RefSeq and is a predicted model, not a curated record.